Magnolia sinica is the source of this 2051-nucleotide messenger RNA. RefSeq lists its product as uncharacterized. NCBI's taxonomy places the organism in Eukaryota, Viridiplantae, Streptophyta, Magnoliopsida, Magnoliales, Magnoliaceae. Bases 15 to 1796 code for a protein of 593 amino acids. The transcript has a single exon. The record is from RefSeq and is a predicted model, not a curated record.
CAUACGUUGCAUGCAUGCAUGUAACCAUAUCCCGUAAACCAAACCCAAAUAUGAAAGCUAUUUUCAUACUUGUUUUGCUGGCUCUCGUCUCCACAGAGGCCACAAGGCACCAUCAUCGAUCACAGCCACACGAUCAAGAUCAAGAGCUAAGGCGAACCAAUCGUGGCCGUCCAUCUUGCGAUCCAUUCUUCCGGUACCUCUUUGGAAGCUGCGGCCAAUGGCCGUUCGCCCGAUCCCCUACUAACCCUUUUGCACCGGCGCCGUCGCCCCGUCGACGCACUCCUCCGGUCCCACCACCCAUAUUUCCUCUCCCACCUCCGGCGCCGCUUCCGACGCCACCAAUUCCCACAUUCCCACCACCCAUAGUUCCAUCCCCACCACUCAUUCCACCCGUUGUCCCGUCCCCAGCGCCACCAACGGUCCCGAUUCCACCACGUGGACCUGUCGUCGUCCCGUCCCCACCAAUCAUUCCACCCGUCGUCCCGUCCCCCCCACCACUAGUUCCAUCUCCACCACCACCAUCCUCACCGCCCCCGCUACUUCCGUCACCACCACCACCACUCAUCCCAUCACCUCCACCACCAUCGCCACCGCCACCUCUUGUUCCAUCUCCCCCUCCGCCAUCAUUGCCAUUGCCUCCACCACCAUUUAUAUUUCUCCCACCGCCGCCUCUCGUACCUUCACCACCACCCCCACUAGUCAUUACACCACCAGUACUUCCUACAUUACCACCACCCACUGUAAUUCCGACAUCUCCCAUCGUACCGAUGUUUUCUCCACCACCAUCCGAUCCGUUCGAUGUUCUCCCACCACCAUCCGACCCGUUUGAUUUCCUCCCACCACCAUCUGAUCCAACAAUCCCACCCGUUAAUCCACAACCACUGCCACUUCCCCCACCAAUCGUGCCAUUACUGCCUCCACCGGCGGACAACAUCGAUGGGCCAACCCUGCCUCUGCCACCUCCAUCGAAUGAUGAUACUGAUGCGCCCGUUCUACCUCUGCCGCCACCAUCCAGCGACGAUACAGGUAGCCCGGUGCUGCCGCUGCCAUUGCCACCUCCAUCAGACGAUGAUACGGUUGGCCCCGCACUGCCAUUGCCACCUCCAUCAGGUGAUGGUAUUGUGGGGCCGACGCUGCCGAUGCCUCCUCCAUCAGAUGAUGGUACUGGUGGGCCGACGCUGCCACUGCCACCUCCAUCAGAUGAUGGUAUUGUGGGGCCGACGCUGCCACUGCCACCACCAUCAGAUGAUGAUACCGGUGGCCCUACACUGCCAUUGCUACCUCCAUCAGAUGACAGUGGCCCUGCACUGCCAUUGCCACCUCCAUCAGAUGACAGUGGCCCUGCACUGCCAUUGCCACCUCCAUCAGAUGAUGGUAUUGUCAGGCCGACGCUGCCACUGCCACCUCCAUCAGACAAUGAUAGGGAUGGCCCUGCACUACCAUUGACACCUCCAUCAGAUGAUGGUAUUGUAGGGCCGACACUGCCACUGCCACCACCAUCAGAUGAUGAUACUGGUGGCCCUACACUGCCAUUGCCGCCUCCAUCAGACGAUGAUACGGGUGGCGUUGCACUGCCAUUGCCACCUCCACCAGAUGAUGUUAUUGUUAGGCCCACACUACCUCUACCAUCCCCAAGUAAUGAUGGUAUUGUCGGGCCGACGCUGCCUCUUCCGCCUCCAUCAGAUAAUGAUAUCAACCCACCGUCGCUGCCUCUGCUACCGCCAGCAGACGAUGAUAUCAAUCAGCCAACGCCUGUUAUGCCUUCCCUUCCCUUCUCUCCUCCUUUCAAGAACUGAAAAUUUCUACCUUCUGGUAUCACUACAGCAAGUGAUACAAUGCCCUCAGUUGUAUAGGGAAAUCUCAGUCGUCCAAUGAAUUGCACCUUUGGCAUGUAACAUACUUUUGCGCAGAGACUACUCUCAUCCAAGCAGAUUCUAGUUCCUGUAUGACUGAAUGUAUUGUAUCCUUCUCAAUUUCUCUGUCCUUUGGCUAAGAAAUAAAUGAGGUUGAUGUAUGGUUCUAGAAUGGUUAAAUUACAAAGUGUAUUUUCA